This is a messenger RNA of Carassius gibelio (silver crucian carp), 1889 nucleotides long. Its product is annotated as E3 ubiquitin-protein ligase rnf8-like. The record is from RefSeq and is a predicted model, not a curated record. Bases 128 to 1588 code for a protein of 486 amino acids. The transcript has 8 exons. Lineage: Eukaryota; Metazoa; Chordata; Actinopteri; Cypriniformes; Cyprinidae. Gene Ontology annotation, molecular function: histone binding; metal ion binding; ubiquitin protein ligase activity. Gene Ontology annotation, cellular component: ubiquitin ligase complex; nucleus; cytosol. Gene Ontology annotation, biological process: double-strand break repair; protein K48-linked ubiquitination; ubiquitin-dependent protein catabolic process.
GUGACGCGCGUAGAGUGGACGCGUUGUGUUCUUGUGAAAAAUAAACUCUUUUGCAGCUUCAUGGCGGUAUGUUGCGGACAGCAAACAAUAACAACAAUAUAAUUUCAUAAUAAUUAAUGGCGCAGAAAUGAUGGAGAAGACUGAAGAGCCUCCUUCUAUAAACACCGAGGAAGAAGGUUCUGGAAAAGACAAAAUUUGGUGUUUGCAGCGUGUGGGGAGAGACCAUGACUGGCUGCAUCUGUUUGAGGACUCUGAGGUCUCUGUUGGUCGUGGUCUGAACGUGACAUAUCAGAUCCUGUCGAGCAGCUGUCCACUGAUGAUAUCCAGAAUACACUGUGUGUUUAAGAGAAACGAUGACGGACAGUGGACAGUGACGGACAAUAAGAGUCUGAAUGGUGUGUGGGUGAACGGGAGCCGAAUACCGCCUGGAAACCCCUGUUUACUGAAGCGGGGUGACUCUGUGCGACUCGGCGUCCCUCUCGACGGAAACCCCGUGGAGUUCGACUACAUCCUGGUCCAGAGGAACUUCAGUGACGUCAAAUCCUUCUUAUCUGGGAAUCCAAGCAGAGAAUCUGGCGCUGCAUCCUUCGGCCAAAAACUGAAAAACUCAAAGCGUAAGUUCGAUGGAGACGAGGCGGAACCGUGUCCCGCGCAGAUCCCCAAAUCCAAGCUGUACCGCAGCUCCGGCCCGGAUAAGUCACGUGCACAGCCGUGUCCGUCCGGGGAACGCCGGGAACCAGAGAAGGUUUCCUCUAAACCCCUGCAGGAGGACAGAUGUGGUGGUGAUAAAGCGGGGAGCAGCUCGGGCGGCUGCAAUGACCUCAGUCAGCAGCUGGACACUGUGCACCGCUACAACAGGAACCUGGUGGUCUUGAAGGGCCGUGUGGGUCACACACAGAAGCUCGCUGCGGAGCUGGAGCUGCAACAGACGCCGGAGCGAGAGCAGGAGAUGCAGGAUCUGCAGACACAGCUGGAGCAGCUCCGGGGUCAGCUGAGGUCACAGCAGGAGCAGGCGCUCAAACGCAUGGAGACCCUGGAGAAAUCCUUCUGUGAGGAGGAACGACGCCUGGAGACUGAAAAAGCACAACAUACCGAGGAGGGCUUGAAGAAACAACUUGUGGAGGCAUUGAAAGAGCAGCGGAAAGUUAUCGAGGAACUCAAACACGCUCGGGAAGGAUUCAAGGAAGUUCUUCAAGCCAAAGAUAAGGAGCUGGAAGUUACAAAGGAAGAGAAAGAAAAGGCCAAAGCUCAGAAAGAAGAAGUGGUCACACAGAUGACUGAAGUGUUGGAGAGUGAACUGCAGUGCAGCAUUUGUUCUGAGCUCUUCAUCGAGGCCGUGACGCUGAACUGUGCUCACAGCUUCUGUCAGCACUGUAUCCGAGAGUGGCGUAAACGCAAGGACAAGUGUCCCAUGUGCUGGCAGAACAUCACGUCUCAGACGCGCUCGCUGGUCCUGGACAACUGCAUCGACCGCAUGGUGGAGAACCUGAGCGCCGACAUGAGAGAGAGACGCCUGGCGCUGAUCAACGAGCGGAAAGGUGAGAGGUCAGAAAGCAAGCGUCCCUCCAGCAGUCGUGGUAAUAAAUGACGACAGCGACAGCAGCAGCGACGAGUUCUUUCAGAGCGACAGCUCCGUGUUUCUGGACUCGUCCGAGUCUAACGACUCCCUGCUCCAUUAUGCCAGCGAUGACGACUCGUCCUGCUCUGACGAGGACGAUUAUCUCUGAGAAACACUCAGACAUGCACUUGUGAAGAACACCGGCACAGCUCAUUUCUUUUGUUUCAUUUAGCCGUGCUGUUUUUUUUUUCUUCGUUUUUUUUUAUGUUUGUCGCUCCAUAUCAUUUGUGUGGGCUUUCAUUGAUCAAAUAAACUUUAUAAUUAUAUUGCA